AUGGCCGCAGCCACUGCCGCCGCCGCUUCUACCAUGUCCCUGCUCCCGAUCUCCCAGCUCAGGCAGCAGCAGCACGGCGCGGGCGCCGUGGUCGUGUUCCGGCGGCAGCCCCGGGACGCACGGCGGAGGCGAUACGUCGUUCCGACGGCGAGGCUGUUCGGGCCGGCGAUCUUCGAGGCGUCCAAGCUGAAGGUGGUGUUCCUGGGCGUGUUCGAGGAGAGCAGCAAGCACGGGCACCCGACGCCGGCGCCGACGGCGGGGAAGCCGCCGCCGCUGCUGCCGCGGACGUACACGCUGACGCACAGCGACGUGACGGCCAGUCUGACGCUGGCCGUGUCCCACACCAUCAACCGCGCGCAGCUGCAGGGCUGGUACAACCGCCUGCAGCGCGACGAGGUGGUGGCCGAGUGGAAGAAGGUGCGGGGGCGGAUGUCGCUGCACGUGCACUGCCACAUCUCCGGCGGCCACUUCCUGCUCGACCUCAUCGCCGGCCUCCGCUCCUACAUCUUCCGCAAGGAGCUCCCCGUGGUGCUCAAGGCGUUCGUGCACGGCGACGGCGACCUGUUCAGCCGGCACCCGGAGCUGGAGGAUGCCACGGUGUGGGUCUACUUCCACUCCAACCUGCCCCGCUUCAACCGCGUCGAGUGCUGGGGUCCGCUCCGCGACGCCGCCGCGCCGCCUGCCGAGGACGACUCCACCGCGCCGGCCGCCGCCGCCUCCAAGGAGGGGCAGAUGCCGCCCGUGGGCGAGUGGCCGUACCGGUGUCCCCAGCAGUGCGACUGCUGCUUCCCGCCACACAGCCUCAUCCCCUGGCCGAACGAGCACGACAUGGCCGCCGCCGCCGACGCCUCCGCCGCCGUCCAGGCCCAACAGCAGUAG
This is a messenger RNA of Miscanthus lutarioriparius, 879 nucleotides long. Lineage: Eukaryota; Viridiplantae; Streptophyta; Magnoliopsida; Poales; Poaceae. The record is from the annotation of a GenBank genome assembly.